This is a messenger RNA of Cicer arietinum (chickpea), 741 nucleotides long. Its product is annotated as eukaryotic translation initiation factor 1A. The record is from RefSeq and is a predicted model, not a curated record. Gene Ontology annotation, biological process: translational initiation. Lineage: Eukaryota; Viridiplantae; Streptophyta; Magnoliopsida; Fabales; Fabaceae. Gene Ontology annotation, molecular function: RNA binding; translation initiation factor activity.
UUCAGUUUGCCUUGUUGUUAGCUUUCUAUAUACUAACCGACUCAACUCAGCCACAGCCACAAAACUUCCCCAAAUCUUAAAAAUUAGGGUUUCCUCUGCAGAGAAUAAUCUCAAUCGAUCAUGCCGAAGAACAAGGGAAAGGGAGGAAAGAAUCGCAAGAGAGGUAAGAACGAAGCCGAUGACGAAAAACGAGAACUCGUUUUCAAAGAAGACGGUCAAGAAUACGCUCAGGUUCUCCGUAUGUUAGGUAACGGUCGUUGUGAAGCGAUGUGCAUCGACGGAACUAAACGUCUCUGUCAUAUCCGUGGUAAGAUGCACAAGAAAGUUUGGAUCGCCGCCGGUGAUAUCAUCCUCGUCGGACUCCGUGAUUAUCAGGAUGAUAAGGCUGACGUCAUUCUUAAAUACAUGCCUGAUGAAGCUCGUCUUCUGAAGGCUUAUGGUGAGCUUCCUGAUAAUACCAGACUUAAUGAAGGUAUUGGUGGUGGUCUUGAUGAAGAAGAUGAUGCUACUGCUAAUGAUUACAUCGAGUUUGAAGAUGAGGAUAUUGAUAAGAUUUAAAUGAACUAAUUGGUAUUUUUCUUUUUUUUUUUAAGUUCGGAUUAUAAUUUUUAUUAUAUGAUGAUGUGUAAUGUUUAGAGGUAUAUUUUUUAUGUGCUAUGGUUUUUAUGUUUUACUGUGAGAUAUUGUUAUUAUGUUAUGGUGAAUUUGAAUGGAUAAUAAUGAUACCUUGUUAUCUUUAUA